AUGUCGUUCAAAGCGGCACUUUACCGACUCUCGGAUGCAACGGAGCUGGUACCCUUGGAAGAUAAAGCAUUCUGGUCUGCAUAUUGGACCUUGCCUGUUUCUGCAGAUACGAUAUUCUCAUCUGUUUCGUCUAAUGACAUCCGCUACAUCCGCGAUUCGAACCUCGGCAACUUCUGCAACUUGUUGAGAGCAUUGAGCUUUCACGUAAUACAUCUCGCGAGCAAAAAAUCGGUACCGCUAAAUGCGUUCCCCACAAAGGAGAUUUUAACAUCGGUGAGGAUCCUCACGAAACUCAUGCCGUAUCUUUACGAGAUGGAAACACUCAUCCCGGUUGAAAGAGAGAUCUUUUGGACUCUCAACAAUGCACCGGCCAGCUUAGUCAAGGCGGACUCUCCGGCCGAUUGCACAUCAACUUCAGCUACUGUUGGAACUGCAUCGCCCGGACUGAGCAGCUCGGAUGAUCCUUCUUCUUCUGAUUCCACGAAGGUUAACGUUGACUUCAAACAGAAAUCCUCCUCCUCAAACGAGUCCACAAAAGCUCGCUUCGACAACCAGACAGCCUCCCAGCUACAUCCACUUGGCCCACAGCUCAUCCUGGCUGCCAUUAACCUUCUUUUCACGGCCGGAUUUACAACUCCGCUGCCUGAUGGGGUGGAUAGUGCGUCUUACGCGAUGAAUAAUGUUGAUUUUACACUCUGGGAAGACGGCAUAGGCUCGCAAACUGUUGCCAGUGGGUCGGCCGGUUCACAAUAUGAACCCCCAUCUAUAGAUUUAGACACCCAUCGGCUCGAGUUGAUCCGCUUACUGCUCUCUUUAUGCUCACAGUGUGUUUAUGAGACGGUUCCCACAAUUGUGGCAGAGGGAUCGCCGUUUUUGAGCUUUCUGGUGUCCUCAGUGCCGAAAUUGCAGCUUCUCGCACUUCUUUCGUCACUAAUAAACGUUGCCUGCAGGUCGGCACGCACUAAUUCUACAUCCAUCACGAACGAAAACGGACUCAUCUUCGAGAUUGCCGACUACAGGGAGCUCCGAAGCCUCUUUGUGGCGAAUUCCAUGCAGCUUUUGUGCCUCAUGCUGAUCUAUCCGCUCCCUAAGCAGCAUGCAAAAUACGUUUCGGGUACUUCUAACCUUGCCAGAUACUACUGCGGACGCAUUUACAAAGUCGAGGAGGUUGUUUUGCUCGCAGAGGGGUUUCUCCGGCCCCUGAUAAGGCCGAUAAGCCCAGAUCCAAACAGUUCGACGUUUUCCAACUGGAUGAAGUCGAAGUUGGCGGCAUCGAACUCGGCAGUGUGGAAUACGGAGCAGAUUGUUCUUUUCUGGGAGUUCUACCAGUGCAACAAACGGUUCCGGACGUUUGUGGCAGCGAAGUAUGCGCCACAGUUGAUUCUGGCCUUGUUGUACAACGUGUGGGUGUUCAAGAACGAGAAAAAGCAGCGCAACUUUGUCCGUUUGUCGCUCUACUUGAUGCUUUUCUUGAGUUCCGAGCCCUACAUCUACAAGCAGCUGCUGACACCGAUAGAUGCACGAUUCUACAAAGGUCUUCCACAGAGUUUCAAGCUCUCAGUCCAUCCAACAACGUACAGGGACUUUCUGGUGAGCCAGAUUGGCAACAUCCUGUGCUCGGAUUGCAUGAAGUCGCUUUUCCCGACGCUCGUACAGCUCGUAUACGACUACAUCCCGCUGGCGACGUUGUGCACGCCGAAAAACGAGGUCAUCACGCAAAACCGCCGUUUUUCGCAAAAAGAACUCUCGGCAGGCUUGUGUCCACCGCUCGAACUUUCGUAUGCGGCCUGCUCGAGUGUCAUCCAGAUGAUAAACCGGCUCUCGGACAUCCACUUUUUGGCAAAAGACGUUUCCAAGCGCUUGGACUGGCUAGCAUUAGUCAUUAGGGCAGUGUGUCACACGAUCUGCCGGGCCCCAGACCACAGUUCGCUUCUCCUGUACGUUCUGGCGAAAAACCAGGGUGUUUUCCGCAACGUUAAGAGUGUAAUUGCAGAGCUUUCGAAGCAGCAGGAGGCCCAGGAAUUGGAAUCUGCCAGUGAGAGCAGUGAAACGGGUAAUGACGGUGACAAUUCCAGCGGAAACGGGCCCGGAAGCCGCGGAUCUCCCGAGAUAAGACCUCCUCUGGGAUUCCGGCGGCCCUCGCAGCUUUCUCUGCUUUCCAGGGUAUCCUCAGCCGUGUCUCAUGCAAGCAGCAGUGUUUAUUCGGCGGACGAUCUUAUUGGGGACCUCACGAUUGUCGAAAACGAGAUUGAAAACGAACGAAAGAGCACGGAAACGGGCGGGAGGGCCCCCCUGCAGACGCGUCGAUCGUCUGUCACCAGCAUCGCGUCGUCCUGGGGCGGUGCAGGCGUCGAUGGAGCCGGUUCCGGCGGGAAUAUCGAGGCUUCUCCCGGUGCCCGGGACGCAACCGAGUCACGAGGAGGCGCAGUAAACGACGUAGACCCGCUAGAUGAGGAUGUGGUGCGGCCAAAGCUGCCGGUGGGGAUGUCUGAGCGUGCCAAGUGCAAAAAGCCGUUGUUUGCAAGCCUAGAAACAACGUGGACUGCACACAAGGCACUGGAUAUCGUAUUGGGCAUGCUAGACUUCGUGCGAAGCCGGGUUCCAAUGGAUAUGGGCACUCUUAGUACUGCGGAUGUGGUGAAUAGGAUCGCAGCAUUGCCUACAGAUCAUUAUCUAGAUGGGCAGCACGUUUGUGACGAGUACUCGAGUGCCAAAACGUCGUUUGAGCCGCUCAAGUUCUCGUGGUCCAGGCUUUCUCUAGGUUGGUAUGAGGCGAUUCUUUGGGGUUCCAUCUACACGAAUCACGGUUCAAGCAAGUCGAAGAGAUUCUUGGACGAGAUCAACUCGUCACUUACCACCAUCAAGCGGGUUUCUGCCAACUGGUGGUGGGGUUCCGGUACCGGGGGCAGUUCUUCAAGUGGCGAGUGCGAAAAACGAGUCGGUACGGGUCGAAAAAAUGGCCUUUCGAGAUCCAGCAGUGCCAACAGCGAUUCGAACCCGCCCACUGGAGAUUUCGCGCAGCUUGCCAUAAUAAGCAAUAAUUCCGGCCUCCGGCUCACCGAUGCCUCCGUGAAAAGAAUGGUGUCUGAAAGUUUGAUCCGCAGUGGGCCCUGGAGCGGCACAUCCGUGCACCUCUUCAAGGUCCACCACCGGGCCGUCUCUGGGGGGUCGCAGCGGCGGGUUAGUCGCGCGUCGAUCGACGCCAUUAGCGAGCCGUCCGCUGCCAGUUCAUGA
Molecule: messenger RNA, 3234 nt
Organism: Brettanomyces bruxellensis
Lineage: Eukaryota; Fungi; Ascomycota; Pichiomycetes; Pichiales; Pichiaceae
Exons: 1
Coding region: 1-3234 (1077 amino acids)
Cellular component (GO): Golgi trans cisterna; membrane; Golgi medial cisterna
Source: RefSeq, a predicted model, not a curated record